GUUCGCUGCGCAGAGUAUUAGCCUGCGCGUCACCAGAAGCCCCGACGCAAGUAAAAUCGGCUCCUGCGGCGAACGACGCCGAGAGAGCAUCAUCAUCACCAUCACCAUCAUCUUCAUCUCCAGCAUAUCUCCCGGCUCCCCGUCAGGUCGCUCGCCGACUCAAACAGCACCUCUUCCGCUGGACAUGAAAGUGCAGCAGGGCUGCAUCUCAGCAGACAUGGGGAUCCCGGUUACAACCGAAGAAGAGCUGCGCAGAAAUACCGUAAUAACGCCCGAUGACGUGCUGGGGCUCCAGAAGAUCACCAAGAAUUAUCUUUGUUCUCCAGAAGAAAACGUCCACAUGAUCGACUUCACCAGGUUUAAGAUCCGUGACAUGGAAACAGGGACAGUCCUGUUUGAGAUCACUAAACCUCCAACACCAGCAGGAGAUAAAAAGCAUUGUGACCCCAACGCCGGCCGUUUCGUGCGAUACCAGUUCACCCCAGCCUUCCUGCAGUUGCGACAGGUUGGAGCCACGGUGGAGUUCACAGUGGGCGACACCCCCAUCAACAACUUCCGCAUGAUCGAAAGACACUACUUCCGCAAUCAGCUGCUCAAGAGCUUUGAUUUCGAGUUUGGCUUCUGCAUGCCCAGCAGCAAGAACACAUGCGAGCAUAUCUACGAGUUCCCCGCACUGUCAGAGGAAAUCAUGCGAGAGAUGAUCCUGCACCCUUACGAGACGCAGUCUGACAGCUUCUACUUUGUGGACAACAAGCUGGUGAUGCACAACAAGGCGGAUUACUCCUACAGUGGGGGGCCUUAGGAAGGCACCCCACCCUCCACCCUUUCACUCCCCCUCUGUUCUAGACAUUUUCCAUGAUCCAGGCACCACGUCUGACCACAGCUGUUGGACAAACCACUCUCGUCUCGCUCCUGUUACUUUAACAUGCUAUUCUAAUUCAGGUAUUCAGUCAAGUUUCUCCCUCUCUUUUGCAGGAACAUUGAAUUCUGCCAGUUUUAUCAACAGUUUGCAUGAGUGUAUGUGUGUUUGUGUGUGUGUGUGUGUGUGUGUGUGAGAUGUAUGUGUGUGCACGCGUGCGUUUGUGUGCGCGUGUGUGCGUGUGUGUGUGUGUGUCUGUGUGCACAUGUGUCUGUGUGGGCAGUAAACACAUGCAGUGUCUGUACAUGCUGUCGAUUUCAGUGUGUUUAUGUGGGCUACACUUGAUCAUUAGGCAAACUAGGAUUCAUUUACAUGUUGUGUGUUUUCAUAGUCGUGAAUGUGAAAAGGAUGAGGAGACAAUAUUUGUCCUGAAUUACACCACGAGACAAAGAGAGAGUUUAAAUUGAGAUAAAAAAAAGUUUAAUCAUCCAUUUGGAUGUACAGUAUAUUUAUAUAGUUUGUAUAGAAUCUCAUUACAUUUUUACUCCUGAAGCUUCUCAGAUUUGUAGACGUUAUUCUCUUCCAAAUGAUUCAGUCCUCCUACUGUGAGCGUUGUCAUUGUUCAGUCGAAUGACAAACAGAGAUGUGUACUUUGUCUUUGUUAAUGUGUCAUUUGUUUUACCUCCUCUGGUUCAUAGUACUACUACUAACGUCAGGAGUAUUUUUUAAAUAGAUAGCCAUUUUGAAGUGUCAGAAAACAUUCAUUAGUCAAAAGUCAAAGGUCUGAUAUCAAUUUUGAUAAUCAGUAUGUUCUCUGUAGUACUGAAGCACUAUGUAUAUUUUAUGAUAAAUGUUUUAAAUUAAAAAAAGUAUGUAAAGUUUUGACAGCCGAGAUACCAUCACUGCAAUAAAUAUGGGAUUUUUUUCAAAGA
Platichthys flesus (European flounder) is the source of this 1791-nucleotide messenger RNA. It is a transcript of the gene unc119a1, whose product is annotated as unc-119 homolog a (C. elegans). NCBI's taxonomy places the organism in Eukaryota, Metazoa, Chordata, Actinopteri, Pleuronectiformes, Pleuronectidae. Gene Ontology annotation, cellular component: centrosome; spindle midzone; spindle pole. The record is from RefSeq and is a predicted model, not a curated record. Gene Ontology annotation, biological process: nervous system development; lipoprotein transport; negative regulation of clathrin-dependent endocytosis. The transcript has 5 exons. The coding region runs from base 185 to 802 and encodes 205 amino acids. Gene Ontology annotation, molecular function: lipid binding.